This is a messenger RNA of Dendronephthya gigantea, 1067 nucleotides long. RefSeq names its product DNA-binding protein RFXANK-like. Bases 106 to 1023 code for a protein of 305 amino acids. The record is from RefSeq and is a predicted model, not a curated record. The transcript has 9 exons. Lineage: Eukaryota; Metazoa; Cnidaria; Anthozoa; Malacalcyonacea; Nephtheidae. Gene Ontology annotation, molecular function: protein binding.
GAAAAAUUAAAAAAGAGAAAAAGAGCGGGAAAGUUUAAAGACAAGAAAAGUAUGAAAUGAAACUCACGACGUGAAAAGGUGCAAGAGGAGACACUGUAGGUUAAAAUGACUUGGAGUAAGGUUUGGUUUGCUUGGAUAACAAGUGAUGAAUGGCAAAGUGGAUUAUAUUAUUUUCUUCAUAACUGGCAAUUACCAACUACCACUAACAUUACCAGUGGCAAUGGUAACCCACUAAUCAAUACAACAAUGCAUGCCUCACAUGAGUGGUUUAUGAAAUCAUUGUUGCUUUUAAUAGCAUUACUGCUGCUCAGUAAUUUUUUUAAAGGUACAGGCAAAUCCAGAAAGAAGAUAAAAAAUAGAAUCCCAAGAUCUCUUUUUGAUAUGGCAAAGCGUGCGUACAAGCCCGAGACAUGCGACGCUUUGAUUCGCUUUCUAAAGGAUCAAAAAGAUCUUGAUGUGAAUGAAAGGAUGCCAGUGGAAACGAAUGAUAGCCAAAUGACAUUGUUCUUGUGUGCUUGUUUUUCAGGCGACGAAAGAUUGCUGAGAUUUAUGCUUUGUUAUGGUGCUGACAUUCACGGAAGAACAAAAUGGGCUGAUAGUCCCCUACAUCUUGUCACAUUUACGCUUUCUAGCAAUAAGAACAAACGUUUUGGUGCCAUUGAUGUUUUGUUAGAGGCAGGUUGUGAUAUCAACUGCAAAAACUGGAUAGGUAAUACUCCACUAUCUGUCGCUGCAUCACACGGAAAUACAAGACUUAUUAAGUAUCUUCUUCGCAAAGGUGCAGAUCCAAGUAUUGGCAACAACAAAGGAAUAUAUCCAAUUGAUUUUGCUAAUAAUGCAGACAAUAGAGAGGCUGCGGAUUAUCUUAAAUUUGAUGUACCGAAUCCAUAUGUUUGGGACGUCAUUGAACCCCAUACUCCCCCGCGCAUUAAACUUGGCUUACAAAGUCCAUCUAAGCAGCAUCUCGUUGACUCAACGUUUACAAGAAGACAAACAAUGAGAGAAAAACAUGUUUUAAACUAAGUACGGUAACACAGAUUUUGAUAUUUCAUAAAAUUUUAAAGAAU